GAGGCGGCGGCGGCUGUGCCUGGGUUCCGGGGAGCCUCGGGCCUCCGGCGGAGGGAAGACGUGUGUGAGGACGGCAUCCAGGUCUGAAAGUCCAGCACAAACUUGUGUCUCUUCUAGAGAUCCCAGCAGGAGUCGUAAAGUGCCUUGUCACCAACUCACUGGCCCUGGCCACCUGCUCUGUCAUUUGCAGUGGACCAGUACAAGGAAAGGAAAAUUAGCUCCUUGAAGAGAGUUCAGUUCCGUAUGCAGGCACUGGCCUCGUCCUUGUGGAGAUGGGGACUGGUGACAGUGUAUAGCUCGGGGGCAGAGCUGAGGCCAGUUUUGUGACAGUGCCAUGCCUCGGCCCAAGACAAGGGAUGAACGAGAUCGCCACCAGGCUUCCCAGGAAAAAGGUGCUUCAGAGAAUUGGGACUGGAAUUGUCCAGAGACCCGUCGCCUCCUGGAGGAUGUCUUCUUCAGAGAUGAGGACUAUAUCCUUCGUGGCUCUGAGGAGCGUCAGAAGUUCUGGGCUUUCUUUGAACGCCUUCAGAGAUUCCAGAAUCUCAAGAGCUCCAAAAAAGAGGAGAAAGGCCCUGGGCAUCCCAAGCACAGCAUCCCAGCCCUGGCUGACCUACCUCGCACUUACGACCCGCGCUUCCGCAUCAACCUGUCCAUCCUUGGCCCUGACACGCGGGAAUCUCAGCAGCCGGACAGUCGCCUUCCCGCGGCGAGAGCGUCUGAGUUCCGCCGGGCCCUGCUGCACUACCUGGACUUCGGGCAGAAGCAGGCCUUUGCACGGCUCGCCAGGCUGCAGCGCGAGCGGGCAGCGCUCCCCAUUGCCCAGUAUGGGAACCGCAUCCUGCAGACACUGAAGGAGCACCAGGUGGUGGUGGUGGCUGGUGACACAGGCUGUGGCAAGUCCACCCAGGUGCCCCAGUACUUGCUGGCUGCUGGCUUCAGUCACGUGGCAUGCACUCAGCCCCGGCGGAUCGCUUGCAUCUCUCUGGCCAAGCGUGUUGGCUUUGAGAGCCUCAGCCAGUACGGCUCACAGGUUGGCUACCAGAUCCGCUUUGAAAGCACGCGCUCAGCGGCCACCAGGAUCGUGUUCCUGACGGUGGGGCUGCUCCUGCGCCAGAUCCAGCGGGAGCCCAGCCUGCCCCAGUACCAGGUUCUGAUCGUGGAUGAAGUCCAUGAGCGGCACCUGCACAACGACUUCCUCCUGGGCAUCCUCCGGCGCUUGCUGCCCAGGCGGCCGGACCUCAAGGUCAUCCUCAUGUCUGCCACUAUCAACAUCUCGCUCUUCUCCCGCUACUUCGACCAUGCGCCCGUGGUGCAGGUGCCCGGGAGGCUCUUCCCCAUCACGGUCGUGUACCAGCCUCAGGAAGUGGAGCCCACAGCAUCCAAAUCAGAGAAGCUGGACCCCCGGCCUUUCCUGAGGGUGCUGGAGGCCAUCGACAAGAAGUACCCUCCUGAGGAGCGAGGAGACCUCCUGGUCUUCCUGAGUGGCAUGGCGGAGAUCAGCGCCGUACUGGACGCCGCCCAGGCCUAUGCCAGCCACACCCAGCGCUGGGUGGUGCUGCCGCUGCACAGUGCUCUCUCUGUGGCCGACCAGGACAAGGUGUUCGAUGUGGCCCCUGCUGGAGUCCGGAAAUGUAUCCUCUCUACCAACAUUGCUGAGACCUCUGUCACCAUUGAUGGGAUCCGCUUUGUAGUAGACUCAGGAAAGGUGAAGGAGAUGAGCUACGACCCGCAGGCCAAACUGCAACGGCUGCAGGAGUUCUGGAUCAGCCAGGCCAGUGCAGAGCAGCGCAAGGGCCGUGCGGGCCGCACGGGACCCGGCGUCUGCUACCGCCUCUAUGCCGAGUCCGACUACGACGCCUUCGCCCCCUACCCGGUCCCAGAAAUUCGGAGGGUGGCCCUGGAUGCACUUGUGCUGCAGAUGAAGAGCAUGAGUGUGGGGGACCCACGAACCUUCCCCUUCAUUGAGCCCCCCCCGCCUGCCAGCCUAGAAACUGCCAUCCUCUAUCUUCAAGACCAGGGGGCUCUGGACAGCUCAGAGGCCCUUACCCCCAUUGGGUGCCUGCUUGCCCAGCUGCCUGUGGACGUGGUGAUUGGGAAGAUGCUGAUCCUGGGCUCCGUGUUCAGUUUGGCCGAGCCUGUGCUCACCAUGGCGGCCGCCCUCAGCGUGCAGUCGCCCUUCACCCGCAGCGCCCAGGGCAGCCUGGAGUGUGCUGCUGCCCGGAGGCCGCUGGAGAGUGACCAGGGCGACCCCUUCACACUCUUCAAUGUCUUCAAUGCCUGGGUGCAGGUGAAGUCUGAACGGAGCCAAAACUCCCGCAAGUGGUGCCGCCGGCGGGGCGUGGAGGAGCACCGGCUGUACGAGAUGGCCAACCUGCGGCGUCAGUUCAAGGAGCUCCUGGAGGACCAUGGGCUGCUGACCGGGGCCCAGGCGGUGGCCCCAGAGGACAGCUACAGCCGGCUGCAGCGGCGCCGUGAGCGCCGAGCCCUGCACCAGCUGAAGCGGCAGCACGAGGAGGCCGGGGGCCGCCGGCGCAAGGUGCUGCGGCCGCAGGACGACGUGGCCGGCUGCUCCAGUGACGAGGACCGUGAGGGCUCGGCCUCCCGGCGGGCCGCCGACAGCGUGGACAUCCAGGACGUGAAGUUCAAGCUGCGGCACGACCUGGAGCAGCUGCAGGCGGCCGCCAGCUCGGCCCGGGAGCUGAGCCGCGAGCAGCUGGCCUUGCUGAAGCUCGUGCUGGGCCGAGGCCUCUACCCGCAGCUGGCCGUGCCUGACACGUUCAACAGCAGCCGCAAGGACUCAGACCAGAUUUUCCACACCCAGGCUAAGCAGGGCACCGUGCUGCACCCCACCUGCAUCUUCGCCCGCAGCCCCGAGGUGCUGCACACACAGGAGCAGGAGGCCCCAGGCCGGGAAGGAAGAAGCCAAGAUGACAAGGACAGAGUGAGUUGCAAGCACCAACUCAUUGCCUUCGUCUCCCUGCUGGAGACCAACAGACCGUACCUGGUGAACUGCGUCCGCAUCCCGGCCCUGCAGUCCCUCCUGCUCUUCUGCCGGUCCCUCGACACCAGCGGUGACUGUUCCCGCCUCGUGGCUGACGGCUGGCUGGAGCUGCAGCUGGCGGACAGUGAGAGUGCCAUCCGGCUCCUGGCAGCAUCCCUGCGACUCCGUGACCACUGGGAAAAUGCCCUGAACCGGCAGCUGGCCCACCAGGCCCAGCGACAGAGGCUGGCGGAGGAGGAAGAGGAGGAUUCCCCACCAGUCAGCCGUCAGGAAGUGGCCACCUUGAGCAGGGAGCUGCUACAGUUCAUUGCAACCAAGGUUCCGUACAGCCUCCGACGGCUCACGGGGCUGGAAGCCCAGAACCUGUAUGUGGGACCCCAGACCAUCAUGACGACCCCUAGUCUCCCCAGCAUCUUUGGAAAUGCUACCCUCUCCCCUCACCCUACCAAGGGAGGCUAUGCCGUCACUGACUUCCUCACCUACAACUGCCUCACGAGUGACACUGACCUGUACAGUGACUGUUUGCGCACCUUCUGGACCUGUCCCCACUGCGGCCUGCACAUGCCACUCACUCCCCUGGAGCGCAUUGCCCACGAGAACACCUGCCCUGAGGCCCCCAAGGAUGGCACCCCAAGCAAGGACGGGGCUGAGGAUGCUGCCUCUGGUCCGCUGCAGAAGACAUCAGCCCUGCAGAAACCCUACCACUGUGAGGUCUGUGGGCAGGACUUCCUGUUCACCCCCACUGAGACGCUGCGGCACCGCAGGCAGCACGUGUGACGAGUGGUGAGUCCUUGGACAGGACUCCCGCCGGCACCACGCGGGGAAGCCUCACCUGCCCUCGGAGCCUGGCCUUCCACUGGAACCUCCUUCCAGGGCAGACUUCUGUGUCUCACCUGCAGCUGCUUGCUGAGGGGUCCCGGCUGAUCAAGUAGGGUGGCACUGGGGCAUGGGAGCCACGAAGGGGCUGCUGGUGUCUCCACAGGCCAGGGGUGGGGUCGUGAGUUUCCCAGAAGCUCCUCACAGGCUGCUGCCUGGCUCUGCGAAGACCUGGAUCUGCCCUUUCAUAGGUGUUGCUCUGCACUGCCUCUAGGAGGCAUUAAUUCCCAAUUCUCCAUCAGCUGAGAACUUAGGAUUCAGAACGCCUCACUUUAUGGGGGGCACCUGAACCAAACUACCACAUUGUGCCCUUGGCCCCCAUAAACUGGUAAGCUUACAUAUUCACACUAGAAAGAAUGGCAUUGGGCAUACCAAGGAAAUAUUCAACUAAUAAAAGAUUUAAAUAGGGAAAACAAACUCAAGUCCAACAACUAAUCAGUGACAAAUCUCCAAGGCCGAUAAUUUUAACCAGCAACA
This is a messenger RNA of Jaculus jaculus (lesser Egyptian jerboa), 4354 nucleotides long. Its product is annotated as probable ATP-dependent RNA helicase DHX34. Gene Ontology annotation, biological process: nuclear-transcribed mRNA catabolic process, nonsense-mediated decay. NCBI's taxonomy places the organism in Eukaryota, Metazoa, Chordata, Mammalia, Rodentia, Dipodidae. The coding region runs from base 335 to 3778 and encodes 1147 amino acids. The record is from RefSeq and is a predicted model, not a curated record. Gene Ontology annotation, cellular component: intracellular anatomical structure. The transcript has 17 exons. Gene Ontology annotation, molecular function: ATP binding; RNA binding.